Fusarium fujikuroi IMI 58289 is the source of this 1686-nucleotide messenger RNA. RefSeq lists its product as uncharacterized. The coding region runs from base 1 to 1686 and encodes 561 amino acids. The transcript has 2 exons. Lineage: Eukaryota; Fungi; Ascomycota; Sordariomycetes; Hypocreales; Nectriaceae. The record is from RefSeq and is a predicted model, not a curated record.
AUGGCUGGUCCCCCGACUCCUGUGUCGGCGUGCCCACUCGUUUACUUAGAGAUCCGCGAUGGAGCGAAUGCCAAAGCCUAUAACUCUUCCCACCCACACAGUGCCUUCACUUUGACGAUCGAGGGUGAAAGGUCGAUCGGAUCAGAGAUGGGAAUCUUGGUUCUUUUGAUUCAUAAAGGCAAACAACAAGUGGUUUCCCUUCGACUCAGUGAAAUAAGAGGAGGACCAUCGUACUCUGCAGAGGUCAUCAGCAUCAAUAAGGAAACUAAUCGAAUCUGUGUAUCUGUACCCAAGAAGCCACAGGCGCUCCUCGCGCAGUUUGAGAGCAGGAGAGAUUUCAGUGUUGCUGUAUGCUUGCUGCAGAAGGCUGGGUUCUUCGCUAGCGAGGCAAUACCAGCAUCUCUUCUAACAGCUCCUCCUCAGCCUGUAUCUCAAACACACGAUGCCAUGUUUGACACAAGGCCACGACUAUCUUCAAUCACACCGCCGACUUUAUUGCCUCCGAAUCAUUUCCAAGGAACUGGUGCUUCACCUGACUUCUCGUUCACCACCAUGUUGAACGCUCCUUCUCAGCAUUCGCCAUUUUCGACUGUCCCGACCCCGUAUAUGGAACAGACACAAAGAGUGCAGUCAAUACCAAUGCAAAACUAUCUCCCAGGGACUCAAAUGCGGCAUACUACUCCAGGGACGGCACAACUCAACCCAUACCACAUGUUCCUUGAAAGAGACGGCACACACUCACAUAUACCUCGCAUUGGGUCGCCUUUGAGGUACUCCUUCAACUCGAGCCCGCCUCCGACACAGUCACCCAUCGGUAGGGCCGACAUGGCGAUGCCUCUAAGUGUGUCCACCACAGGCUCCCAUGCACAGAGUCUCUUAGUUCGUGGAAGUCCUGAAGUCGGCUCUUUUGAAAGUCGCUCGGAUGUUGAUACCAAGAGCUGUAAUACGCGUGCAGACUUGACAAAAGACCUUUCGCCCGAACCGUACCGUCAACAGCCGUUGCAAGACCAGGACUUUCGCAAACAGAUGCCUCGACCCAGACAGUUGCCAUUUGAUUCAAGCGCAAAGACCGCCGUACCAUAUAAGAAGCCUGAGGCGCAUAUAGGUAUACGAUCGGGGCUUGAGAAAUCCUCCGACUCUAGAAAACCUAGGAGUUCCCCAAGCCGAUCUUUAAGGAGAGAUCCAACCAAUUCAGGGAAAGGCCAAAGCACCGAAACCGCGUACAACACCACAAAUAAGGGGCUAAACCAGAAGAAUGGCAGAGUUCUUGCGUCAGAAGACACUGAUGAUUAUUCUAAUGUAACUAGCAGUUUUGAAGAUCAUCCUCCCAGCUCUAAAUCGGUGGGUACAUUUGCAAGUGUGAAAGCCAAAGAUGAUAUGUACAAGGACGCAGAAUGUCAGACAACCAUCCCAAAAAGCCCAAAAGUUUCAACUGGCUCCCAGAAGUCCCCAGAAUCAAGACAAGAAACCUCGGGUGUGGAGCUCCUACCAUGGGUUAUACUUAGUGACUACAACACGUUGAAGGAUUUGAAUCAAGCAACAACCCCGUUGGUUGAACAGUUCGAAGAAGAUGUUGCCAGGGGCGGCGAUGCAGCUUUGCUUGCACAGUUCUAUUCAAAGCAACUAUGGGAAAGACGCAGAGACUUCUGGUAUGCAAAGUUUCAAGUCAUGGUCAGCGGGCAGUGA